Messenger RNA from Sparassis crispa, 1314 nucleotides. RefSeq names its product UPF0187-domain-containing protein. The coding region runs from base 1 to 1314 and encodes 437 amino acids. The transcript has 14 exons. Gene Ontology annotation, molecular function: chloride channel activity. The record is from RefSeq and is a predicted model, not a curated record. Lineage: Eukaryota; Fungi; Basidiomycota; Agaricomycetes; Polyporales; Sparassidaceae.
AUGACGACAGUGACGAAGGCUUCACUAUCAAUCAUACAGGCCACAAAAUUCAAGACCAUAACCCGGCAGCGGCUGAGGAAGUAUUCCUGGUUGCCGGAUGUACUGCGUGUUAAAGGAAGCGUCGUGCCCCGCAUUGUUGGACCCGUCUUGACUGUUACCGUGUUCGCAAGCAUCGUAGCAUGGGCGUCAGCUCGUGGAGCAGAUAUCUCUCUCACAAAUUCAGUGGUUCCACUACUAGCUGUGGUUGUAGGUCUUAUACUAGUAUUUCGGAAUGGAACAUCUUAUGACCGUUAUUAUGAAGGUCGAAAGGAUUUUGGGACUAUGACAUCUCACAUUCGCAAUCUUUCUCGCCUGAUCUGGGUGAACGUUGCUGUACCUCCAGCAGACGACAUCUCGAAGGGCAAGUCGCCCAGUGCUAACCUGACUGCCAUCGAGCUCCGGCGCCGUAAGGUUGAUGCGCUUAAGCUCUGCGUAUGUUUCGCUUUCACUGUGAAACAUUACCUGCGUGGCGAGGAUGGACUGGACUGGGAAGACUAUGCGGGAAUAUUGCCUGCGUCUACUGCACGUUUGGGGCAGAAUGGCCUUAAUUCUCGUAAGACCUCUGCUUUCGUCUCAUAUUCUGCCACGGCGCGCACGUCCCGGAGCAACAGCCGUGUUGGGAGCACAGACGAGGUCGACAGCGAAAGGAGCUCGGUGGUCUCACCAGACGCGACAAAACGUGUCCGCGUGAAGCGAAGCAAGGAUAAGUUGAAACAGCCUGGUGUGCAAGGGUCGAGGACGCCCUUGAUGAGCACUUUGCACCAAACGAUUGAUUUCAACGCGAACCCGGAACAAUUGUCGACGCCUUUGCCUUUGGUAAUUGCCCAUGAGCUGUGGCGCAUGAUAUUUUUGUUCAAGCGUGACGGUUAUCUGGAAACGGUUGGCCCUGCUGGCACCAACGCGCUGAAUGUUCACGUUCAAGGAAUGGUAGACAUGAUGACCGCUAUGGAGCGCGUCGCGAACACACCCAUCCCACGGUCUUACAGCAUCCACCUGAAGCAAUGCGUGACACUUUAUUUGUUUGUUCUCCCAUUCACACUCAUUAAAGACUUGGGUUGGGGAAUGGUUCCGAUCGUGACCGUCGUGGCCUUCACGUUGAUGGGCAUCGAAGGCAUUGCGGACGAGAUUGAGAUGCCAUUCGGACUGGACAAAUCUGAUCUUCCGCUAGAGCGUUAUUGCGACGAUCUCAAAGAGGAGAUCGAGUACAUUGUUGAGAGGCUACCCGACGGUGGAGAGGGGAUGUACGGUAUUGAUGAUGGAUUAGGAGAUGACUGA